Molecule: messenger RNA, 1846 nt
Organism: Schistocerca piceifrons (Central American locust)
Lineage: Eukaryota; Metazoa; Arthropoda; Insecta; Orthoptera; Acrididae
Product: E3 ubiquitin-protein ligase RNF25
Exons: 6
Coding region: 117-1076 (319 amino acids)
Biological process (GO): protein ubiquitination
Cellular component (GO): nucleus
Molecular function (GO): ubiquitin protein ligase activity; protein binding
Source: RefSeq, a predicted model, not a curated record
AAGUAGUUUGGAUUGACGCUGCAACGUCGGAGUCUGAACAAUUGCACUCGCUGCAUCGCCACAUAAGUUUUUCGGUUUUGUGUUUGCUGAAAAGGCGUGAAGUUUGAAAAGCGAAGAUGUCAAGUGAAUUAGAUGAAAGAGUCUUGGAUGAAUUGGAAGCCUUGCAGGCUAUACUGAUGGACGAGGUAACAGUGAAAACUAAUGAAAGUGGCAUGCCAGUAUCUGUUGAAACUGUUUUACUUCCUGCCACUGCUGAUGACACUCUUCAGCAGUAUGUCAGGAUAACACUAGUCGUGGAACUACCACCAGGAUAUCCAGAUACUGAACCAGUAGUGCAUCUGCGAAACCCAAGAGGUUUGGAUGACUCUGUGCUAAUGAAGAUUGAGGAAGAGACUAAAAAGAAAUGUGAAGAUUAUCGUGGACAACCUGUCAUUUAUGAGCUUAUUGAGCUAGUGAAGGAACAUCUGACAGCAAGCAAUCUUCCAUCUUGCCAGUGUGUUAUAUGCUUGUAUGGAUUUCGCGAGGGUGACCACUUUACAAAGACACAAUGCUUCCACUAUUUUCAUUCACAUUGCCUGGCAUGUCUUGUGACAACUACCGAGAAAAAUUUUCAUGAAGAACAAGAGAAAUUACCAGCCUGGCAGAAGCAACAAAGCGGUACCUUUCAGGUGUUGUGCCCAGUGUGCCGAGAACCAAUCACAUAUGACAUGGACCUGCUUUCUUCUGCCCCACCUCCUAUGGAUGUAGAAAAUGCGAGGCAAUUUGAAUUGAGUGAUGAUCUUCGUAGCCUACAGCAGCAGAUGGCAUCACUAUUUAGUUAUCAGAAACAGCGAGGUGGAAUUAUUGAUCCAGAAGCUGAAGAAUCAAAACUUGUUUUGGUGACAGAAACACCGGAGAGUGAGGACACUGCUGGAUCCAGUAUACCACAACAACCACUCCCACGGUUAGCUCCUGUUGUGCCACCAGGGAGUAGGGAUUGGAGGAGGGGCCAGGGUAUGAGGAGCAGGGCUGCCUUUAGGGGACGCAGAGGCUCUUCACGUGGUAAACCACCUCAACAGGCUGCUACAUCUAGAUGACGUUGGCUGAUUAAAGGCAGCAGCAUAAAUAAAAUAAAUGGAAAGAGAAAAAGAGCACAUGGACAGCUUUAAAUGAUCACUUUUUCACACAGGAGUUCAGGAGAUAUAAGUUCCUUGUUGUUCUGUAUGUGUUUCUCCUGUAUUACAAUGCUGAGAUUAUUUAUAUGAGCUUAUUUUACACUGAUUUGUACAUAGAUGUAUUUAUGUUUCUUGUUUGUAUAGAAAAUUUGCAAUGUAGAACCCAAACUUCAAAUUUUUGUUCUUUGAACAUGAGGCAGCUAAAUUAUUAUUAUAAUUAUAAAUAAUACUCUUUGUAUGAUAUUAAACAUAUGUGUUUACUUUGUGAAAUAAAUUGUGAAUUGCUAAUGUGUUAUAACAAAGUUGGUCAGUGUGCAUUUAAGUAAGUCUGCAUGCUUUUGUGACCAUUGUUAUAGAAGAUUUUACCUUCAGUGUGUGUCUGUUCUUUCUUCUUCUGGGUCUCAUAACCAGUUCCUCAAAGAGAUACAAGGCAAAAUCAUGGAAUUUGACUGUAUGUUAUAUGGCCUGCUCUUCAGGUUUCCUUAGUUUGUUAUUUAGAAGCAUGUAAUUAUUUCUGUGAAUCAUGUGUGGACCUAAGAGAGGUCUCUAGAGAUUACUAUAGGCGGAGCACAUUGAUACCAAGAAAUCAUGCAUUUGGUGUGUUGAGGAUUACAUUUCAUUUUUCAUUUUAUUUUCCAGCAAUUCAAAAUUUUGCACCUGUAUUUUGUUGAAGUUGGUCUACUGUAAAUUAA